Molecule: messenger RNA, 1137 nt
Organism: Paramuricea clavata
Lineage: Eukaryota; Metazoa; Cnidaria; Anthozoa; Malacalcyonacea; Plexauridae
Source: the annotation of a GenBank genome assembly
AUGGACCAGAAAUCUGUAACUGCACUUAUACUAUUAGAUUUAUCGAAGGCAUUUGAUAGCGUACAUCACCCAACAUUGCUUAACAAGCUAAGACACAUUGGCGCAUCUCCUGAGGUAGUGAAGUGGUUCGAAAGCUACUUAACGGGCAGAUCACAAUUUGUCCGUAUUGGAACGUCUGUUUCGUCAUCUCUUGACAUCACUCACGUGGUUCCACAGGGUGCUAUUUUAUCUCCACUCUUGUUUAGCAUCUAUGUAAACGAGUUACCACUGGCCCCACGUCACAGCUCCCUUAAAUCAUAUGUUGAUGAUUCAAAGAUGUUCUUAUCAUUUCGUGUUAAAGACGCGACUGACACAAAAGAGUACCUUCAGGAAGAUCUCAGCCGAGUAGCAAAUUGCUGCUCUGAACUUCAUCUACUUAUUAACCCGGAGAAAACCAAGUAUUUACUUAUCGGAACACGACAACAGUUACAAAAUCUCCCCACAGAUAUGUGCCUAAGUUUUCUAGGUGAAACUAUCAGGCCAGUUCCUUCAGCCAAGGAUUUAGGAUUAAUAAGGGACACCAACAUGUCAUACGAUUGCCAUAUCACCGAAUUAGUCUCCUCUUGCAUGUCCAAAUUGUCACAGAUCAACCGAGUAAGCAAAUAUUUUGAUAAAGAAACUAUAUCCCUCUUGGUAUCAGCAUUGGUAAUAAAUAAACUUCUUUAUUGCUCCUCUGCUUGGUCGAACACUUCGGCCAAAAAUAUUAACAAGCUACAACUGGUACAAAACUUCAGGAUCGUGACAAACAGCAAGAAGUUCGAUCAUAUCUCACAAAAACUGCAAGAACUGAAUUGGCUUCCAGUUAAGGAACACUUACUUUUUAGAGAUACAAUUUUGAUGUACAAGUGUAUUAACAAUCUAGCCCCACCUUACUUGUGCAAUAAAUUUAGUAAACGAUCAAAUAUACAUGAAUGUAACACUCGUAACCGAGAGCUCCUCCAAAUACCGAUUUAUAAUACCACCACUGGCCAGAGAACAUUUCAUUAUAGAGGGGUGAAACUAUGGAAUGAUCUGGACAAUAACACGAAACAAAUGCCAUGUUUGAGAAGUUUUAAGAAUAAAUUAAAGAAAGACAUGUUAGACAGACUGUAUUCUUAG